AAGCUUUAAAUUUCGUGCACCCAUAGUUUCAAGAUCUGACUAUCCGAGAACAUUCUCAGAAAGCAAAACGAAGAUAGUAUAAAAGGAGGGCAGGGGGUAGCGUAGUGGUGCCGCGGCCGGAAUUCCAAUGUCGAACAACAACAACCAGCCGCCGCCGUACCAACCGUACCGACAGAAAAAAGUUCUGACGGGCCACACACUCGCCGUCUCUUGCGUGAAGUUCUCCAACAACGGCCAGCUCUUCGCCUCCGCCUCCUUGGACAAAACCCUAAUCGUCUGGUCCACACAAACCCUAAACCAGCUCUCUCGUCUCGUCGGCCACUCCGAAGGCGUUUCCGACCUAGCAUGGUCAUCUGAUUCCAGUUAUAUUUGCUCCGCCUCCGACGACCGCACACUCCGUAUUUGGGAUGCACGCGCCGCCGAGUGCGUCAAAACUUUACGUGGACACACCGGCUUCGUCUUCUGCGUUAAUUUCAACCCACAGUCGAAUCUCAUAGUUUCGGGUUCGUUUGAUGAGACUAUUCGGGUCUGGGAUGUGAAAACGGGCAAGUCCAAUCACGUGAUUCGGGCUCAUUCGAUGCCGGUUACGUCGGUCCAUUUUAACAGGGAUGGCUCGUUGAUUGUUUCGGGGAGUCAUGAUGGGUCAUGUAAGAUUUGGGAUACGGCUUCUGGGGUGUGCCUUAAGACUCUUAUUGAUGAUAAAGUUCCAGCUGUUUCCUUCACCAAGUUCUCCCCUAACGGCAAGUUUAUUCUUGUUGCCACCCUUGAGGAUAAUCUUAAGCUAUGGAACUAUUCUACUGGGAAAUUCUUAAAGGUUUAUGCAGGCCAUGUGAACAGAGUGUACUGCAUAACUUCAACGUUUUCAGUCACGAAUGGGAAGUAUAUUGUAAGCGGCUCAGAGGACCGAUGUGUCUAUAUAUGGGAUUUGCAAGGGAAAAAUUUGCUGCAGAAACUUGAAGGACAUACUGAUACUGUCAUUUCGGUAACUUGCCAUCCCACAGAAAACAUGAUUGUCUCAGCUGGAUUAGAUAAUGACAGGACACUGAGGGUUUGGGUACAAGACUAAUGAAUGUCCUCGACUGUGUAUAGGUUUUGUCCAAGGACAUUCGCUUGUAUUAGCUACUUUGCAUAACCUGGUUGUUUUAGAGGGACGUAACAGAUGGCAGUGUUACCAUGGCAGUGAGUCUUGUGUGUAUGAAUGGUCCAGUUAUCUCAUACUCUGGAAGUUGAUGCCAGACAAUUUUACUUUAAUCAAAAACUUGCUAUUGUAUUUUCUUCUUUAUAUGUGAGAAAGUAGAUGGUGCCAGUCCUCCAGAAUUUUGAGGGAGAAGCAUUCAUGUCGAGAGGUUAAAAUAUAUGAAUAAACGAAUGAUCUUGUUUCAUUCA
Messenger RNA from Nicotiana attenuata, 1386 nucleotides. RefSeq names its product COMPASS-like H3K4 histone methylase component WDR5B. Gene Ontology annotation, cellular component: Set1C/COMPASS complex. NCBI's taxonomy places the organism in Eukaryota, Viridiplantae, Streptophyta, Magnoliopsida, Solanales, Solanaceae. Gene Ontology annotation, molecular function: histone binding. Bases 128 to 1066 code for a protein of 312 amino acids. The transcript has 3 exons. The record is from RefSeq and is a predicted model, not a curated record.